This is a messenger RNA of Chiloscyllium plagiosum (whitespotted bambooshark), 2009 nucleotides long. Its product is annotated as cathepsin E-A-like. Gene Ontology annotation, cellular component: endosome. Gene Ontology annotation, molecular function: aspartic-type endopeptidase activity. The record is from RefSeq and is a predicted model, not a curated record. Gene Ontology annotation, biological process: antigen processing and presentation of exogenous peptide antigen via MHC class II; proteolysis. NCBI's taxonomy places the organism in Eukaryota, Metazoa, Chordata, Chondrichthyes, Orectolobiformes, Hemiscylliidae.
CCACAGUACAGUAAUCCAGAGUUUAAAGCAAAGAUUUAAACAUUUACAAGAACGUGAACCUGACUUCAAGCAACUUAUUGGCCCUGAUUGGAAAGAGAGAAUGAAGUGGAUAAUUUUUGCCCUUUGCUGUUUCCAUUUGUCAGAAUGCCUUAAAAGAAUUCCACUGAAGAAGCACAAAUCAGUCAAGCAAACAAUGAGAGAGAAAGGGAUACUCUCGUAUUUCUGGGAGCACCAUAAGAUGGAUAUGGUACAAAUGGGUCAAGCUCAGGAGUGUUCUGCCAUACAAAUGACAUCUGAGCCCCUUCUCAAUUACAUGGAUACUCAGUAUGGCGGGGAGAUUUCCAUUGGCACACCACCUCAGAAUUUCACUGUUGUAUUUGAUACUGGUUCAUCCAAUUUAUGGGUACCUUCGGUUUAUUGCUACAGCAGAGCUUGCAAAGACCAUGACAAGUUCAUCCCAGAUAAAUCAUCGACUUAUACAAGGGAUGGCCGUCCUUUCUCUAUCCAUUAUGGUACAGGCAGUCUGACAGGAAUAAUUGGAAUAGAUACUGUAACGGUUGAAGGCAUCACCAUUGUGAACCAGAAGUUUGGUGAGAGUGUGACAGAGCCUGGCACAACGUUUCUGUAUUCCCCAUUUGAUGGGAUUCUUGGACUGGCUUACCCAUCUAUUGCAACAGCAGAUGCCACACCAGUAUUUGACAACAUGAUGGCGCAAGGCUUGGUAAACUUGCCCAUAUUCUCUGUGUAUCUUAGCAGAAAUCCAAAUGAUGAGUCUGGGAGUGAAAUUGUUUUUGGUGGAUUUGAUACUUCGCACUUCACUGGUGAACUUCACUGGAUUCCUGUGACCAACAAAGGAUACUGGCAAAUUCAGUUAGACGGUGUGAAGGUCGGUGGAACUGUUCUGUUCUGUGAAAAUGGAUGCAAAGCCAUUGUCGACACUGGCACAUCUCUCCUUACUGGACCUACCAAGAGCAUCAAUGCACUACAGAACAGGAUUGGGGCGGUUUCUAGCAGAAAUGGAAUGUACUCCAUAGACUGUGAUUAUAUGUCCAGUAUGCCUGAUGUGACGUUCACAAUAGGAGGUGUUGACUAUGUUCUUCCGCCACAGGCCUACACACUUCAGGAGGAGGAUGAAUGGGGACGAAUUUAUUGCAACAGUGGAUUCCAAGGCAUGGACAUACCUCCACCUGCUGGACCAUUCUGGAUCCUGGGUGACGUCUUCAUUGGCUCUUAUUAUGCAGUGUUUGAUAGAGGGAACAACAGGGUGGGCCUGGCUAAAUCCAUCCCGUAAUGUCCUAUUACACUGAUUCAGGCAGACAGGGUUGCAACGUUUAUUGCAGUUACUUAGAAUGUUGCUAAAACUCCAAUGUGUAUAGCAUCACUUUGAAAUUAAGGAUUUUAACAUUCAGAAAUCACCGCAUUAAAAUCUUCUGUCAAUAAUUUGCCAUGUAGCUAAAAGUCUCCACUCGCAGCUUGCAAAUUCACAGUACAAUCUUUACUAGGGUUUUGAUUUUUUUCAGGAUUUUGAUUUAAAAUAAAUCUUAGGGCAGGCAGUGUCAUUGUUGCUCACAAUUACAUUUAGAAAAUAUGGCAUAGAGCCCAGUGUCGGUGCUGUUUAAAUGAUAUUUGCCCUUUAAACCAAUUGCUAUGAAAAUACUCAUUGCAUUCAGAGAUUAAGUUUACCGACCAGUAAUUACUUUGCCCUCAGGGUGAUUUUAUUGAAUAUACUGAGAACUUGAAGCUAAAAUGUUAGAUAGUUACGUUUGACUUUCAUUGCAAUGCACUCCUAUCCACAAAUCUGGGCAAAAUUGCCACUUUGAGAGCCAACCAUGUCCUGGGAAAGGAGACACAGAUACCACUAUUAUGUGUCAGGAGACCUCCCACCAUGUACGUGGCAAGUACUCAUAUGACUCAGCCAACGUAUUCUAUCUCAUACGCCUGCAGGCAAAGAUGCCCUGAGGCAUGGUACAUUGGAGAGACCAAGCAGAGGCUACAGCAACAGAUAAAUG